AAAUGUUGUGUUUUGAUUAAUGGCGUCAGCAGAGGACACUAAUGAUAUAAAUGGAGAAAAGUUUAGUUUCGAAUAAUUUUAUCUAAAGUUGAAACAAUUUCUAAGUUCUAGUCAUUUAUGAUUUAAGUAUUUGAGCUACAUAUGGGACAUUUAAUUUUUGGGGGAUUUGUGUUUAUUUUAUUAUGGUAAAAGUACCAAUCUUUGUAGCUUCUUAGUCCAAUAUUUUUAGUGGCGUAGCUGCUUAUACUUGUAAGUUGUAUAUAAAUUAUAAUUUUUGUCAAAGGUUUAGUAAAAGAAAUAAAUGCCUUUGGCUUUAGUUUUAGGAACCGCAACAAAUGUAGGCUGUUGUAUAAGUGCCUGUAAAAUGAAUUUGAAAUUGAAUGGCAGAACUCUAACUCUAAGCAAAAAACUGUCAGUGUCACUUAGUUCUUUGGUAUGUUUUCCUAACAUUAGAUACAGUCAUCGCAAUAAGUCAUUUAAUGCGUCCAAAUUUUUACUAACAGAGCUGCCAGAGUUAGGUUUAUGUCGGAAAUUUCAUCAGAAUCGAAGCUCGGAAAAUAUUAGUAAUACUAAGUUGUUUUACAUUCAAAAUCCAUUCAAAUGGCUGAGUACAAGAUUGGAUGUACUUUUAUUACAAGCUCAGUGGGACCCACAUUUUUCUUUGAAUGAUUUUAUGAGAGGAGCAAAACAGUUUUUAGAUGCAUCAGAAGUCAGGUUCUUUGUGUUAACAACUCAUAAGGCUGUUUGUACUGUCUUGACAUACGUAGUACAUAAUGAAAAUGAAGAAUUGAUAGGGCUUAUAGAGCCAAAGGCACUGCAAGAUUUAAUUAAUGAUAUUUCCUUGAAGUUUGAACAUAAAAGAGGAGAUUCUCUUAUUCUUCAUCCAGAUGAUAUUAAAGUUUCUGCAGUCCAAAAUGUUCGUCUUCAGACCAUUGCUGAGAAAAAAUAUUGUGACAUUGAUGUGGGAAUAGUUGCUUUGAAGGAAAAAGAAAAAGUCUGGACUGAAGCUGGACUUCAUAUUUUGAUGUUAGAAAUAUUAGCCAGGUUUUACAGAGACUAUACUGAAGGAACUUUGCCUAACUGGACUAUUUCCAAACUAGAAAUAAAAAAAUGUACUCCACUGGUUUCAAAGAGCAACUGAAUGGGCACUUUUGAUCUUAUGUUUGAGAACUGAAAUAUGAUUUGAGCUUCUAAGAUACAAGCUAUGUGAGAAGCGACAAUGAAAACCGGAAUAUAAUUAACGUUUUUCUCCUGACGUUUAAUAUUGUCAUACAUUAAAUGAAAGAUGUAAACAAGUAUUAGGUAUUUACCUUAUCAUACAUUGCAAUGUUUUUAAAGUUUUAAAUGUUAUAUUAUAAACAAGUUAUUUAUAUAAAAGACCCAGAUUUUAUUAAGGAGUACCUACAUUCAUUCAUGACAAAAAAACAAAAACAAAUAAGAAACAAUGAAGAUUAAUUCAGUAUAGGUCACAAUUCUAAUGGAUUUUUAAAAAAGUAAUUUAAACGAUCUCAGUUUUUGAAAUGGAAAAAAAGAGGAAGAUUUUAUUCUAUACAUGGGUAAUUGUCACAAAUGAAUAGAACAUUGGAAACAAAAUUUUACAUUUCUAAUAUUGUUAACAACACAUGUGCAUCACAUACCUUUUUUUUUAUUAACUUGCCAAAAUAACUUCUGGGCAGAGAUGAGAAAUUAACAAUGUAUUUAACCAUCCUUUUACAAAGUGUAACCAAUAGUAUACAGGCUUAUAUAAACAAGUAAAGUAAUUCAUUUGUACAUAAAAGGAGGUUCUAGAUGGCUUGGAUAUUUAUAGCCGGAAUCUUUCUUUGAAAUGUCUGCUGUUGAAAAGGUAACUAGACAUAGCAUGUAAUGUGUAAAUGUAUACACAUAGAUAAGUGAAAAAUAUGUACAAUGUUUGAAUUUAUUUUAUUAAAAUUGAGGGACUUGCAAGUUCCAAUUAUAACUGUGUAAAUAUCUAUUAGUAAAGAAGUGAAUAUUUUGUUUGCUAUUAAAUUUACAGAAUUUGUUCACCAAACAGA
Molecule: messenger RNA, 2033 nt
Organism: Limulus polyphemus (Atlantic horseshoe crab)
Lineage: Eukaryota; Metazoa; Arthropoda; Merostomata; Xiphosura; Limulidae
Exons: 6
Coding region: 302-1141 (279 amino acids)
Biological process (GO): inner mitochondrial membrane organization; protein insertion into mitochondrial inner membrane from matrix
Cellular component (GO): mitochondrial inner membrane
Molecular function (GO): ribosome binding
Source: RefSeq, a predicted model, not a curated record